GGAGGGAAAGGCAAAACAGCACCUUGGCACUUGGACAGGGCGAAACCCCAAUUUCAGAUCAAGAUAGCAGCAGUCUGUAAUCACGACGUGUUCCAGGAGAUCGGUGGCGUUAUUCCUUUUUCUGCUUUUGGUGCGUUACGCCUCACCUUCUCCAGCUCCUGUACAUUAAUGUUGAAACAUUUUGUGCCUGUCGCUCUCUUUCCCUCUAUUGUCUUGAGGCGGAAGUGUGCUGGCGGCGCCGGCGGAUGUUUGCACUUGGUUAUGGCGGAGCCACCAUCGCAGAUGAUGCAGAAUCUGAAAGAGAACAAGGUCUUCAAACUGGCCUUUGCUGUGGCCGGAAUUAUGGCCACACUUCUUAUAUAUGGAGUAUUGCAGGAAAAGAUUAUGAGAGUUCCAUAUGGUCCCGAGAAAGAAUAUUUUAAGCACUCAUUAUUUCUCGUCUUUUGCAACCGUAUCGCAACAUCUGCUGUUUCUGCUGGAGUCCUACUGCUUCGCUUGCUUUGCUUCAUUGACAUAGUCAUGCUGUUGCUGUUAAAAAAACAUAAAACUGUGGCUUGCAAACUGCAAAUUGUUUGGUACAUGGCAAGUAAAAAGGCCUUGGACCCUGUUGCUCCAAUUUACAAAUAUGGUGCUGUAUCAGUAUCUAAUAUACUCACUACAACUUGUCAGUAUGAGGCCCUUAAAUAUGUGAGUUUCCCUGUUCAAACACUGGCAAAGUGUGCCAAAAUGAUACCUGUAAUGAUUUGGGGCACUUUCAUCAUGCAAAAGAAGUACACUGGACGUGAUUAUCUAUUUGCCUUCUUUGUGACACUUGGAUGCUCGAUUUUUAUAUUAUUUCCGGCAGAUGGUGAUAUCAGUCCAUACAGUAGAGGGAGAGAAAGCACAGUUUGGGGUGUGUCUUUGAUGAUUGGUUAUCUUGGUUAUAAUGAAAUCUUCUGCUGCGUCCUUCAAAUUUCAAUGCAUAUCCUAAAAGAUGUAGCAUUGGGGACAUGGAUAUAUCUGGGGAGGUUGGUACUUGGAAAGCUGCCCCAACCUACCACUGGAACAUGGUUUGAUGGCUUCACAAGUACAUUUCAGGAUAAACUUUUCAAGGGCUAUGAUAUGGAGAUACACAAUCAGAUAUUCUACACGACCUUGUGUUCUUGCAUGAUAAGUUUCACUGGUCUAAUCUUACAAGGCAAUCUUCAAAUGGCUAUAGACUUUGUUAUUCGGCAUAACGAAUGUUUCAUCGACAUCGCAAUUCUUUCCACUGUAGCAACAAUUAGUCAAUUCUUUAUUUCCUACACCAUUCGCAACUUCGGUGCUCUGGCCUUUGCCACUAUAAUGACAACGAGACAGUUGGUAAGCAUUCUAUUGUCCUGCCUGUGGUUUUCACACCCACUCAGCUCGGAACAAUUGAUAGGAGCUGUAAUUGUAUUCGGUUCCAUAUACUCAAAGAACUUCUUAAGAAGUAAACCCAAGACACUGCCUUCACAACAAAUAGAAAUUGGGGAUUCCAGUUCGCCCAGAGCUAAUAAUGCAUAACACAGAACUCAGAACAAAAACUGCUUUGCUUGGAGUAGUUUUACCUGAAACUAAUGCAAGAAUCAACUAGAAGCUGCCCAGGUUUUAACCUCUGCAAGUGACUAUACUUUAAUUUUAUGUUCUGGAUUUUUGUAGUAACCAAACUGGAUCUCUGUCAUCUCUAUACAAUAGUGUAAAAAUGACCCAUUUUCUAUACUUUACAUCCAUGGGGAAUUUGCUUUAGCAUGGUGAUUAUGCGAAAAUUUAAUCAUUUGAUUUAUAAUGUUGUGGCAUGACAAAGUUUAGGCCUUGUUUGUUUAUUGGCAUAUUUUGCCAGAAUUUGGGUGAUUGGAUAUAAAAUACUACCUCCUUUUUUUUGUAAA
This is a messenger RNA of Striga asiatica, 1886 nucleotides long. The record is from the annotation of a GenBank genome assembly. NCBI's taxonomy places the organism in Eukaryota, Viridiplantae, Streptophyta, Magnoliopsida, Lamiales, Orobanchaceae.